Myotis lucifugus (little brown bat) is the source of this 5484-nucleotide messenger RNA. RefSeq names its product crystallin beta-gamma domain containing 2 (gene CRYBG2). The record is from RefSeq and is a predicted model, not a curated record. The transcript is spliced from 20 exons. Bases 200 to 5383 code for a protein of 1727 amino acids. Lineage: Eukaryota; Metazoa; Chordata; Mammalia; Chiroptera; Vespertilionidae.
GUGCCUGGAGGGCAGGGGAAGACGCUGUCACCAGGCCGCUGCCUCUGCUUUCCCUCAGACCCAAGCCCAGAGCCGCUCAGAAUGGGACCUUCAGGAAGGGAGCCGAGGUUCCUGGCUUUGGAAGCGACGACACAGCUCAGGAGGGCUCGCUCAGCCCCUGGGGCGCCUCCAGAGGCCAGCUGUGGGCAGCGCCUCUGACAUGGCCAACUAUCCCUCCAUGGAGCUGGAGAGCCCAGCACUGGCAGCAGACCCUGCUGGUGCCAGGCACCCCUCAUGCCCAGUGCCGGUGCCUGGGCAUUUGGAACAGGAAACCCCAGACUGCACUUGCCUGCAACCCCCAUAUAUGGCCCCAGAGGUCCCUCUGAAUCCUGAGCCACCCAGCACCGUGGAAGACAUGCCGCCCCGCCCAGCAUCCUUUCCCAAGGCAGAAGGGGCAAAGGGCAAGCCUGCCACCCCAGGGCCAGCACUGCCAGAGCCAGCCCAGAUCCUACCGGAGCGAACCUCUGCCAGGAAGACCCGCUACCACAUCACUGUCAUCCUGCAGGGGCGUGGGCUGACACCUGGGGAGGAGGGUGGGGAGCCCAAACCGGCCCAACCAGCUCUUCACCCCUUCUGCCCUGAGGAAUUCAGGGCCUGGCUGGAUCCUCCCCAGGGGCCCCGCCCCAUCACGGGGUGCCCAACUGACCCGCCCCAGGAGCCCCGGCUAAGAGCCCCACGGCAUCAGAAGAGCACGGCCCAGCAGCAGGAGAUCCAGGCCCACUGGACACCUGGGUCCCAACACACACGGGAGCUGGGCCACAGGGAGCCAAGGACACUUCAGGACAGGUUGCUGGGGCCCAGCAUGGAGGAGGCAGGUGGGCCCCCAGCUCGGGCCGAGGCCCGGGUGGUGAGUGCCAGGCUGACGUGGCGACAGCGGCCCCCUGCCAAGGAAGAGGUGAGACAUCACUUUCACAAGGUGUCCCUGGUGUCGGACGCCCGGAUGGAAGCCCCCCAGGAGGAGAUGUUUGAGUACAGCCCCCGUGGAGAGAAAGUCAAUGGCUUCGCUGCAAGGAGAGAAGAGACUGUGAAUCAUCAAGCCCCCCCGGUUGGGGCUGGUUCCAAGAGCUGCCAGAGCCAUGGGCCCAUCUUUUCCAAGAAGUACACACUACCCCCCAAGGAGAAAAGGCUGGUGAGGAGGCUGAAAGAGGCUGUGGACCAGGGAGAUGGCAGCUCCCAAGACCCUAGGACGGAGCCAUCACGCCUGGGAGCCAUGGCCAGGACGGAGCUCUUGGUGCCCCUGCCGGGGCCCCGUGAGCCGAGCCCCCACCCAUGUGUGAACCGUGAGGAGCGGCAGGUGACACGCACCGUGCGGACCACUGUGGUGGUAGGCGGGCAUGUGGACCGAAGGGUGACCAGCUCUGUGACCUUGGAGCCAGUGCUCCCGGGCGAGGCCCUGCCACGGGGCCGCCAUGCUGUCCGGGCAGUGGUGGUGGGCCACAAGCCUGAGGGCUCGCCCAGCCGCAGUCAGGCCCUGGAACUGCUCAGUAGCCGGCUUUCCAGGCCCAUGGCUUCUGUGUCAAGGAGUCCAGGUCUGGGCAGUACAGAGGGCACAGCCCUGGGGCAGCUGCCUGAGACGGGGACAACAGAGCCAAAAGGCAGAUCUGCCCUGGCCCCUGCAGGCAUCCCUGAGCGUGCUCACCCACCUCAGAACCAAGAGGCCCCUGCAGCCCAUCCAGACCAAGACCAGGGCCAAGCUCUGGGUGCCAAGGCCCAUAAGGUCCCAAGGGUGCAGGGAGCCUCCAACCCCACCCAGCUCCCUCUCCACACCUCUCAGGGCCACGCCUUAGUACCCUCUUCUCCCAGAAUCCAGAUCCAUGCCCCCUCCCUGGGCCUAGACCACCUUCCUGAGCAGUCUGUGGUGCCCACUCACCCCAGGGCCCAGCCUGCUCUGGAUCCCAGGGGACCCCAGGCCCUGCCCUCUGUGAAAAGGGAAGAGCUCACAGAUACCCCUGCUGCCACCAUCAUGCCCAGGGUAAGGAGUGAGGUUGUUACAGUCCCUGGAGAACCCCCAUCCCCUACAAGAAGAAAGGCUGUCUCUAGCCCAGACAAUCUUUCUGCUCCAUCUUCCCCAAGGAAUAAGGUUGUUCAGGACCCUGAAAAUGUUCCUAUCUUCUCCCUCACCCAGAAAGACAUAGUGCAGGGCCCUGAUGCUCCUGCGGACCCCUCCCCCACCCAGAAAGAGGUUGUGCAGGCUCCUAGUGCUCCUGCUGCCGCAUCCCCCAAACCAACCAAGGUUGUCCAGGGCCCGGAAGACAGGCCUAGCACCCAAAAGGAGGUUGUCCAGGUUAGUGAAGGCAGCUUUGGCGCUUCCCUCACCAAGGAAGAGUCUGCUCAGGGCCUGAUUGCUCCUGCUAUCCCAUCCCCCCAGGAGGAUAAGGCUGUCCAGGGCUCUGAAGGGAGCCCCGUCUCAUCUCCCACCCAAAAAAACGUUGUCCAGGGUCCUGCUGUUCUCCCUGCUCCCUCCUCCCCAGUGGGCAAGGUGCUCCCCAGCCCAGGAGGCCCCUCUGCCCCAGAGCCAAUGGAAGCAGAGGCCAGCCAAGAGCCCCGGCUUAUCCCUGGCCCCACUGAAGACAAGAUGCUCCCGGACCCAUCGAGGGAGGAGGAGGAGCUGGUCCUGGCGGCUGACCUGGAGAUGUUCCUGGACACCCUGCGGAGCAUGGAGCCCCCUGAGAUCCUCCGCACCCACCGGCUGCCGCGAGCCCCCCGCUCCUCCUACCUGGCCAUGUACGCCACGCUGCCUCCUAUCGAGGAGGACCAGCCCAGGCCUUGGGUGCUGGGACCCAGCCCCCAGGAGGUGCCAGCACUGGAAGGAAAGGAGGAAGAGGAGGAAGAGGAAGAGGAGGAGGAGGAGGAGGAGCAGCCAGAGAACCCCUACCUGAGUGAUGAUGAGAAGCUUCAGCGCAGGCAGGAGAAAGCUGGGCCCGGGCCCUCCUGGGACUUCCUCCCUCCCAGGCCCCCCCAGGCCUCUUACUCGCCUCUGGAGAUGAUGAAGAAGCAUGUCACAGACGCCAAGGGCUCCCAGCCGGAGCCAGGGCCAGAGCGGCAGGCGGGCACGAGGCCCACCUCCCGUCUUGAAGGCAGUCUUUUCUUUGGGGGUAUGGUGUCUGCCACCAAGGAGGCCCCCACCUCGGAAUCACUAGGCACAAAACUAUCCGCUCUGCCUCCCCAUGGGGCACCAGGACUCAGAAAGGUGCCGGGACAGCUGCCCCUGCUCUGCAGUGACAGGUCGCCGCCAGAGAAGCCCCCGUGCGCCAGGCCCCCUGAGGGCUGGAGCCCGGCAUCGAAGACCCAGGGCAAGCUGAACACCAGGCCAGGAAAGGUGGUCCUCUUCUCAGAGCCCGGCUGCCAAGGAAGCAGCAGGGAGGUUUGGGAAGACAUUGCUGAUGCCUCUAGCUGGGCCCCCGUGGCCUCCAUCAGAGUGGUCCGAGGCUGCUGGGCGCUGUAUGAAGAGCCAGAGUUCCGGGGCCGGAAGCUGGUCCUGCCUGAAGGAGAUGUGGAGCUCAAAGCCGCGGGGCCCGUGUGGAGUAUCCACAGCAUCGGCUCCCUCAGGAGAGCCGUCCGGGACUACAUUACCCCAGAGAUCAGCCUGUACUCCGAGGAGGGCCUCAAGGGGGAGCACGUGAAGCUAACCCAGGCCUUGGAGGACCCCCAUAGCCUGAAGAGGCCCCUGCAGGUGGCAUCUGCCACUGUCUCUGCAGGACUGUGGCUGCUGUACCCCAAACCCUUCUUUGAAGACACUCCCUGCAUCCUGGAGCCUGGAGAGUACCCCACCUCUAAGGACUGGGGUGCAUCAGACCCCAGCGUGGGCUCCUUGAAACCCCUGAGUUUGGGCUGCCCAAGAGUGGAGAAGCCAGGGGAGCCCAAGGCUGUGGUGUAUGAGGCCCCAGGCUUUCAAGGCCAGAGCUGGGAAGUGAGCCGAGACAUCUACAACCUCCAGCAGCCGGAGGACAGCCACAGCCCCCACCUGGCCUCUGUGGGGUCCCUGCGAGUUCUUGGAGGCUGCUGGGUUGGCUAUGAGAAGGAAGGCUUCCGGGGCCACCAGUAUCUGCUGGAGGAGGGGGAAUACCCUGACUGGUCACACUGGGGAGGCUAUGACGAGGCGCUGACCUCCCUGCGGGUCAUCCGGACGGACUUCGCGGACCCGGCCGUGGUGCUGUUUGAGGCCGUGGACUUCGAGGGGCACAGCGCAGAGGUGAGCGAGGCGCUGCCGGACGUGGAGCUGGCGGGACACGGCCCGCACACUCAGGCGAUCCACGUGCUCAGCGGCGUGUGGGUGGCCUAUCAGGAGGCGGGCUUCUCCGGGGAGCAGUACGUGCUGGAGAAGGGCGUGUACCGCAACUGCGACGACUGGGGCGCGGGCAACAGCGCCCUCGCCUCGCUUCAGCCGGUGCUGCAGGUCGAGGAGCAAAAUCUGCACUUUAUCUCUAAGAUUCAGCUUUUCUCGGGCCCCGACUUCCUGGGAGACCACAUCUCCUUCGAGGAUGACCAGGCAUCUCUGCCCGCCUCUUUCCAGCCCCAGUCCUGCCGAGUGCACGGUGGCAGCUGGAUCCUGUUUGAUGAGAAGAACUUUGAGGGUGACCAGCACAUUCUCUCCGAGGGCGAGUUCCCCACUCUCACAGCCAUGGGCUGUCUGGCCUCCACAGUCCUGGGCUCGCUCAGGAAGGUACCCCUGCACUUUUCAGAGCCCUCCAUUUUCCUGUACGGACUGGAGUGCUUCGAGGGGAAGGAGAUUGAGCUCAAUGGAGAGGUGCGGAGUCUGCAAGCCGAGGGUUUCAACAACCACGUGCUGUCCGUGCGGAUCCAGGGGGGCACCUGGGUGCUGUGUGAACACAGCGACUUCCGGGGCCGCCAGUGGCUGGUGGGCAGUUGCGAGAUCACGAACUGGCUGACCUACAGCGGGACCCAGAGGGUGGGCUCCCUCUACCCCAUCAAGCAGCGCCGGGCUUAUUUCCGCCUCUGGAAUGUGGCACUGGAGGGGUUCCUGGCAGUGCCAGACCACGUGGAAGACAUGAAGGCGGGCCGUGUGGUGGUUGCUGAACCGGGAGCUGGAGGUAGCUGCGUCUGGUACUACGAAGAUGGGCUGCUGAAGAACCAGGUGGCCCCCACCAUGAGCCUGCAGGUGAUCGGGCCCCCCAGCGCAGGCUCCAAGGUGGUGCUGUGGGCCGAGAGCCGCCUGCCCCGUCAGACAUGGAGCAUCAACGACUUGGGCCACAUCUGCAGCCAGAUGUUUGAAGGUCGGAUCCUGGAUGUGAAGGGUGGCCGGGGCUACGACCGGGACCAUGUGGUGCUGUGGGAGCCGACCAAGGACAGGGCUUCCCAGAUCUGGACUGUUCAUGUGCUCUGACACCCCACCCUCCCAGGCCUGGAGGCUUUCUCCGGGAUGAAAUGUUUUUAUAAGUGUUUGUUGCUAUUGUUGUUGUGUAACAUGAGUUGUUUUCUAAUAUC